Messenger RNA from Actinia tenebrosa (Australian red waratah sea anemone), 1614 nucleotides. RefSeq lists its product as uncharacterized. Gene Ontology annotation, biological process: regulation of DNA-templated transcription. The record is from RefSeq and is a predicted model, not a curated record. Gene Ontology annotation, molecular function: RNA polymerase II cis-regulatory region sequence-specific DNA binding; DNA-binding transcription factor activity, RNA polymerase II-specific. Lineage: Eukaryota; Metazoa; Cnidaria; Anthozoa; Actiniaria; Actiniidae.
UACGGUCUGUUGAUAUUAAUCAGAAGACUUUUGGAAUGCGCAGAGAGUACACGGAUCAAAACAAUCACUGAUCUAUACGCCGUAUUCUAGCUUCAAAAUGCCAAAAUCUUUUCUCGUGAAAAAGAAAACUGAACGUUGUAGGAAGAUACCAACUACUCUUAUCGUCGCGAGCCCCGGGAACGGUUUUGUCCGAGAGUUUAAUCAAAUCAGCGCCAAUGCGUCUGGCCAGGAUAAGUGUGUCAAAGAAUCUCUUCCCAACUUCGGGAAAAAAGCCGACGCUCACUUCAGUGUCGUAUCAGAGCCCUCAAGAAUCUUUUCGCAAAAUACCUUCCUUAGUUCUGCACUUGGAAACAACAACAUUCAGACUGGGAAGCAGAAUCAAGAAGUUCAAGAUGCCAUAAGAAAGCAAGCACUCUUGGCGAGAGCCAAUGCUGAAGGGAUAGAAAUCGCCUCAGGGAAUUUUGGCUCCGAUGGGAAAGUCACAAAUCUACCGAUCAGAAAUCAGUGCCAGCACUGUCACAAGACCUACACUUCCCUUACCAAUCUACUGAGACACCAACAGUUUCAUUGCAACACUCACCAGAAGAGGCCCUUCCACUGUAAAUACUGUGAGAAAUUGUACGUCUCCCUUGGAGCGCUAAAAAUGCACAUUCGCACACAUACGCUGCCUUGUAAGUGCAAAAUUUGCGGCAAGGCCUUCAGCCGGCCUUGGUUGCUGCAAGGACAUGUUCGCACUCAUACUGGGGAAAAGCCUUAUAAGUGCACGUACUGUCAAAGAGCCUUUGCCGAUCGUUCAAAUCUCCGAGCUCACCUUCAAACUCACUCCGAUGUAAAGAAAUACUGUUGUCCUCGCUGCUCGAAAUCUUUCUCUCGCAUGUCAUUACUAAUGAAGCACGAAGAAUCAUGUCCGGUCACCCUGCAACACACUGGAAGGCAAUGAACACUGAAACAGCUACAACAGCUGAACGAAACUUUGUGAUAUCGUAUAUUAUAAUUGAUAAAUAUAAGCCCGUGAUAGCUGGGUGUGUUUACUGAAAACAUAAAACCGCUUGCAAAUAUUUUUAUAGAUCAGAUUUUGAUAUCUAAUACAUAUGUAUAUAUCGCUCAAAAUGUAGCUUUCUUCGACGGUUAUAUAAGCCAGAUUUGACACGAAUUCCAAUAAUUUGGGGAAGAGCAUUUUUUCACAAGAAUUCCAAAUUUUUUUCUUGUACUGAUAUUUUUGUUAUUAUUAAUGAUAGAAUUAAGAGAGACGUGAUCGUUAAGCGGUCUAAAGAGCACAUUGAAGUGAAACAGUACGUUUAUACCACACUUCCUCACAGUGGUGUACUUUAACAAUAUCGAAAACAUCAGCAGUCUUUGACAAGUUCGUUUGACGCAUGAAUAUGCCUUGACUGAUCGUGAGCAAGUAGCUCAAGAUGAGAUAAGAAAGAUAUAUUCUUCGAACGUUUCUAGUUCAUUUGUUUCUUGAUAAACAGCCGAGGUAACAGGUGCCUCGACUGAGCAUUAGUGUGUACUUAAAAUUCAAAGGCGCACAUUUGAUUAGGUGUUGAGUACUGAUUUUUUUAGAUAUAAAAACCAAGUAACUGCUGAAUAAAAUGAACAAUCAUCAAAGCA